AUGGUUGCGCAGGAAGACUCGGGCCCCCGCGGAGCCUGCGCCUUCCGUUCAGGCCAGAUUGUCUGGUGGGAACAUCGUCAGUUCGGAGACGACGUCUGCAGAGGAAGGCCGUGCCUGCCCCGUCUGCCUCGAACGUCGCGCAAGUCAAACCAACCGACCGGAUGGGUUCAUCCCCUAUUUACAUCAGGUCGCAAACAUACACCUUCUCCGAGGACCGCUGACCUCACACGAGAGCGGCCUCUCCUCAGUUGGCGAGCGUUUCUCGUCGCCUUAGAGGUUGCCAAUGCAGGUGACAUGGGCACUUGGCGUCUCCCCACUAGUCGUUCCGAAAAGAUCGAGCGGUUACCUCAGCAGUGGAGGACCGAGGACUGGUCUGAAUAUUGGGAGAGAAACUCCAGCGGUCGGACGUUGAGUAGCUGA
This is a messenger RNA of Colletotrichum higginsianum IMI 349063, 420 nucleotides long. RefSeq lists its product as uncharacterized. The transcript has 2 exons. Bases 1 to 420 code for a protein of 139 amino acids. The record is from RefSeq and is a predicted model, not a curated record. Lineage: Eukaryota; Fungi; Ascomycota; Sordariomycetes; Glomerellales; Glomerellaceae.